AUGAAGCACUUAGAACAAUGCUCGUCCCAAGAAAAUGAGACUCCAUUCCAGGAACUGGGACAAACCGUGGAGUGGAGGAAAGAUGACGGCUUUUCUCUGGACCAGAGAAGAAAUAAAAGUGGGGCUGAGGGCAGCGCAGGUUCCAACAGUGGUGGGAAGAAGAUUUUCAAAAUUGUAGUCAGCUCCCCGCCUUCGAUUGGCUCACUGCCCCAUCAGUCACACGCAGCGAGAUUCGGGUCGGUGGGAGGGGAAGGCGUUGGAGGAGGUGGAGUGGGAGUGGGAUUAGAGGACGAGGUGGCGGAGGAGGUGUUCAGGCUUGGUCCCCGGUUUGGGAAAGCCCCGGAAACCACUAGAGGGAGGGGGAAGAGGGAGGAACCAUCUAACCAGGGACCGACCCACCCCCGAUCUCGGAAGAGGCGCCUCCGGGACUCCCCGGAGGGGCGAGGGGCGGGGGACCGGGAGCUCCACAACGCAACGACGACCCCGGCCCCCUCCCUCAGCAGCCCCCAGCGGCCCGAAGGAGAAGUGUCCCGGGCCCGGGGCGUGACCGUCGCGAGUCGGCCGGGAGGGCCCCUCCCGCUUCCCGCCUGGGGCCCUGAGGGCCUGUCCCUUCAGGGGCGGGGAGAAGGGGGAGAGAAAAGGGGGCGCUGGCGAGCCAACCCGGAACCUCCCGGACCGCCUCCCGCCCCCAGCCCCGGCCCCAGCGCGCCUCCUGCACACAUGCCCGCACCCAGAAAGUUAAGUCAGGGGCGAGCCCAGCUCGGCGCCGCCGCGGUCCGGCCCCCGGCUCCCCGCCCCCACCGCGGCCCGGCCUGCUCGGCCCGAGCGCGCCGCCCGCCCCGCCCGCCGCAGCUCUUUCCCGUCCGCCCGCGGCGCGCGAAUGCACCUUCUCAGGAUUCACCUUCCCGUCUCAGCCCCUCUCCCCCUGAGGGGACAGGAGCCUCGGUUCUCGCCAACCCCGCACCGAGCGGGCGGGCUGGCGGGCGCCAGGUUCCUCGGGCGGGGGCCGCGCCCGCGCCCCCGGCCUCCCCGCCGCGACUCGGCUCUCACCUCUCGCCGGCGCCGCGGGCUGCAGCCUCCGCCCGCCUCGCGCUCCGGGACUCGUCUCCAGAGCUCUCGCAAAGCGCUGGAGCGCCUCCUUUCUCUCCCAGGGACUCCGCGUCUCCCCGCCGCUUCCCGCCCUCCCCACCCCCCAAGCCCCAACUCCCCAGCUUCGCGGCGCCUCCGGGAUGCAACUCCCGUUUUCCGCACACUCCGGCAGCGGUCCCCGCACACAAAAACAGCCCUUUCCGCGGCGCACGGUUCUGCCGGGCUCGGCGCAGGAAGGGCAGUCGCAGCCGGGGGUGGGGACGCGGCGCCCCCCGCCCGCCGCCCGCCUCCCGCCCUCCCUCACGGCCCCCAGGGAAGGCGCGGUUACCGGCUCGGGUCGGUCACGCCGUCAGGUGCCGGCUGCCGUCGGCGCUGACCUUCGCCGCCGAAGCUGUGGCUGAGGCUGCGGCCGCCAUGUUCCCGUGUUAA
Molecule: messenger RNA, 1518 nt
Organism: Panthera uncia (snow leopard)
Lineage: Eukaryota; Metazoa; Chordata; Mammalia; Carnivora; Felidae
Product: basic proline-rich protein-like
Exons: 5
Coding region: 1-1518 (505 amino acids)
Source: RefSeq, a predicted model, not a curated record